AUGCGAAGAAAAAGAUACAUAUUUCUAUCACUUUUCCUUGUAUUUGUUUUGUGAGUUUUUUUUUGUGUGGCUGUUAGACAAAAUUGAUAUCUUUUAAGUGUUAACACAGAAAGAAAAGACCAGAUUUUUGUUGUUUUUGGAACUAUCAGCUAAUUUUAAAUAUAAACAAUUGUUACCAAGUUUCCAAAAAAAAAACAAAGAAAAUUCUAAGUUAUCCAAAAAUCACGUUUUCAAACAUUAUUUAUGCAAAUGUUUUAUUUUCACACGAGUGCAAAAGAAACUUUAAUGCAUCAAAAAUCCGUGGAAAAAAACAAAGAGAAAUUUGAUUUUUGUUCCAACAUAAUUGGUUUUCCAAUUUUUUCAGAACAGAAUGUAAACCACCAAAAAGUUUGAAUCGGAUGAGAAAUAAAGGAACUUAUCAGGCAAAUAGUUUGGGCGGACCUUCGAUUACUAAUAAUGGAUUGAUGCUAGCGGUAAGAUUUCGGGGAAAUAUUAUGUAUUCUGAAACUAAAAAGCUUAUUUCAGAAAUAUUUUCCUAAUUUUUAUAGGUUUGGAGAAAACAUUGCCACGUCAUAAUUUCGUUCAGUGAAAAUAAAAAAUAUUCAAAACAGCAAUUAUCAAUGUUCUUUUCUUAAAACUAAUGUAAGCAGUUUUGAUUUAGAAAAGAUUCUGAGAAAUGGUUUGAAGUUACCUUGAGAAAAAAUUUAAAUUUCUGAUGGACUGAAUAUUUUCAGAGUUUUUAUCCUUGACAGUAAUUCCAGAGCUUUUAAAAAAAUUAGCUUACAGUAGUUUUUUGGCACUUUAUUUUGAUCUACCAUUUAGAAUUCAAAAAAAAAAACGGACAUGAUUUUUUUUAAAGAUUUUUCAUUCAGAAAAUGUUAUCCUACAUAUUUCCCCCCUUUUAAAAUCUGAACGCCAAAGAUUUUCAGUCAAAUUGAAUUCUCAAGUGCACACAUCUUCAGAUUCUUCUUUAAAUAUAUUUGUCCUCAAGUUCAAAAAAUUCUCAAUAUUUUUGCCGCCUUUCAAGAGACAAAACCAUUCAUUUAUUUGUUUUCACACACACAAACAUAGAAAAAUGUGACAUAACUGAACUUGCGUCAUUUUCUUAGCCUCAGUACUCUGAAUCCAUUGCUGCUGUGUGAUUCAAAUGUUCUUGAAGUGUUCGAUCACCAUUUCUGAGCCAAUAUAGAUGAAUACAGCAGAAUAGGAAACAUACUACAAGCCACGCAAAAAAUGGAAUACUGAAAUUGAAAAAUUUGAAUCUUGAAAAAAUGAAGCAUAAAAUUAAAACAUACAGAAAAAACAAAAUUAGAACAUUUGUUUCUUGAAUUUUCAUUUUCUGGAGUUUGGUUUGAAGUUUAUCAAAAAAAAAAUGAUUUUUCAUUUUGUUUGAGAUGCGUCAUUUUUAUUUAUUUUUUGUUCAGGAAUCGAUUGGCAGUGCUGAAAAUUCGGAAGAAGUUGAGGAAUAUGAAAAUUCUAGCUUGGAACAUAAUUCAACACAUCUGAAUCCAGCUUCAACGUCUGAAGAGAAAAUCGAGGAGCCGGAAGAAGAUGAUUUGGAGAAUAUUUUGAAUGGUGAUCUAUUUGAAACUACGCCAAGUUCUGAAAAAGAAGAAGAAGAAGAAGAGGAACCUGAAAAUGAAAAUGAUUCAGAAAUGUGAGUUACAAACAUUGAAAAUUGAAAUUUGAAACCCUGGGAAGAAUUGAAUUCAAAGUUUGUUUUUUUGUUCCGAGUUUGAAAAAAAAAAUUCUCGUGUUUUUUCACGAAAAAGUGAAACAAAAAAGAUCAGGGGCACAUUUUAUUUUUAGUGGCUCAUAAAAUUCUUCCUCUUCAGUCUUUUCAUAAAUAUCUUUCUAAUUUCUAUUUUGUGAAUGAGAUGAAAACAGGAAGCGGAAGGUUGUUUUGCAGAAAAAUUUGAGAUUGAGAUAAAUCUCGGAUUUUUUGGCAGAAAGAAAUUUGAUAUCUGGAAAACUUUGAACUGUCUGAAAAUGAAUAUUCUGAGAUUUUUUUGACUGUUCAAAUGAGUUCUCAAAAGUUCUAGAUUUUGAUGAGGCUAAUUUGGGAAACGACUUAUACUUUUCAAAAUACUAUGAAACUUCAGAAAUGUUUACUUCAAAAAUUUCUUCAUUUUCAAACAUUUUGAAUUUCAGAAUCAGUGAAGCUUCGGUUGAAAUUAUACGUUUCCAAGAAAUUUUGCAAGUCAAAACAAUAUGAGUUUCAAUUUUUCAAGAAAAAAAAUCCAGAAGAAAAUUUUUAAAGUGUAAAAAGGGCUUUUGAUUUUUUUCUGAAAAAAUUAAUCUUCUGGAACAUCUGGAAAACUGAAUCGUGGCUUCUAGCAGUGAAAAUUGUAUUCUAGAUUUUUUUCUGAACUUCAAAGUUAAUCGCGCCUCUGGCAAACAUCAACACCUUGAGAUAUUCUAUACCAAGUUAAAGAAAGCUAUUUUUAUUUUCAAAAUUGCCUUAUCUUUGUUUACCUGCUGAAAAAUUGUCUAUAGUUAAUUUCCUAACUAUUUCCGAAAAAGAUGCCCUGAACAAAAAUAUUUUUUUUUUCAGAGAUACUGUAAUUCCAGUUUUCCUAUCUGAAUUUUUUCGAAGAUCGCAAUAAAAUAAAUCAAAAUUUCAAAUUGCGUUUUCUAUUUCUCCUUCUUUUUCCAUUCUCUAACCCCAAAAACUAUCAUUUCAUAUUAACAACAAAAUGAUAACAAAAUGAUUCUUUGUGUUUUUUCCUUUUUUUCCGAUUCUCAAUUUUUUCCUUCAUUUAGUCACAUUUUUUGGCGCACUUAGUCGAGCCAAAAGAUUUUUUCUCAAUAUUAUUAUUAAAAAACGCUUCUUUCUUUUUGCUCUUUUGUGCUGUUAUUAUUUUUUGUCGUUGCGCUUUUUUUCUUUUUUCGACUUGGUCUGAGUUUUGGUUUUUCUAGUUUGGAAAAGUUGAGAAGCUAGGACAAAAAAGUUUAAUUUGUUUCUUUUUAUAUUUAUUACUUUGAAAUGCGAGGGAGUAAAAGAAAAAGGAGAAGAAAGAUCUGAGUUUGAGAUAUUCUCGGAAAAAUAUAUUUGGAUUUUUUGUGGACUUUUUUGGGAAACAAACAUUUUUGAAAAUUUUUGACCAAAAAUCACUCCAAGAAAAAUUCCAAAUUUUGUUUUACUGGUCCGGAUAAUUCAGGAAAAAUCGGAUUUUUAUUUUUUUCGGGAAAAAUCUAAAGUAAUCCAAUUUUUUUAGGUCCGCUUUUGAAUAAUUCCGAAAAAUUAGUGUUCCAUUUUGUUUUAUUUUUAGGCUGAAUACAAUAAUCUAAAAACUCCAGAACCUAUGAAAAUCUUGCCAAAAAAUCCAAACAAAAUCUCAUAAAUCCUUCCAAAACCACAUAAUUUUCCAAUUUCCUUCUUCAUUUUUUCUUGUGCUGCCUCCCAAAACUCUUGCUUGUCCCAUCAACUUGUGAACAAGCUGUGAUUUUUUGUUGUAUUAUUGUUUACUCAUCCAUCGACAGCCAAGCUUACACAAAACUUAUAACUUUUCAUAGAAUUUUGUGCCCGCAGGCAAAAAUGAAUUGUUUUUUCUUUUCUUUUUUUUCCAGUUCUCAUAAAAAAUCAAAAAACAGGAAAAGGAAAGAAGUUCAUUGUGCCUGCGGCUAGAAUAUUCCGAUGAAUUGUAAAUAUUUAUUUUAUUAUCCUCUCCUUUCCUCACAGCUUCUUUUUUAAUGUUUAUAUAGAUUGAAUUUUUGCACUUCCAGAUUCAAACCAAACCAACAAAAUCAUUUUUCCUGCUUCCACAUUUCUUUUUUUUUUGAGUUGGUCCAAAAACAGACAGAGCACUAAAUGAAUUAGUGACUUGAUUUGGACAAGAAGCAGAAGCAGCAACAAAAAUUUGUCACUUUUUCGCGCGAAAAAUAUGUUGUAUAAUAUUGUUCUAUGUCUAAUUUUCAUCAAUUUUGUGUCGGGACUGAGGUAACAUUUGUUCUUAUAUGUCUUUAGGAGUAGGGGAAGUUUCAAGUGGGAUAGAUAGAUAAAUAAUGAGUUGGAUAUUUAAUUAAUGAGGGAGGCAAGGAAAAUUGAUGAGAUUUACAGGUCGAGUGAUUUGAGUCCAAGUGAAAUGAGCGAGGGAACAACAACGUUGGAGAGUAUUUCGAGAAUGACAGCGACGGUGAGAAAUAUGGGCAUUUUUUUAAAAAGUGAAAAACGUGAACUCGAAAUUUUGAAAUUUCAUUUUUCAAAUUUUUUUAAAGACAAGCAUUUCGUGUUUUCGAAAUAUUGUGAAUCCGAAAAUAUAAAAGUCGUGGAAGAGUAAAUCAAUCAACCAAGUUCUACUAAUUUCCAGCCUCAUAUCCCAAUCGAACAACCUCAAACAUCAGACACUGAAAUUCUCGAACGCCUUCUCAAACAAGGUGUUUAUGAUUGGCGUGUUCGUCCACCUGGUGAAAAUGGCACACUGAAUGGUGGUCCAGUUAAUGUACAUGUAAAUAUGCUUCUUCGAAGUAUUUCCAAAAUCGAUAAUGUCAAUAUGGAAUAUUCAGUUCAAUUGACAUUCCGUGAAAGUUGGAAAGACAAGCGAUUGAGUUAUGGAAUUGAUGGCGAUACAAAUCCAGCAUUUCUCAUUUUAACAGCUGGGCAACAAAUUUGGAUGCCUGAUUCAUUUUUUCAAAAUGAGAAACAGGCUUAUCGACAUAUGAUUGAUAAACCAAAUGUGCUUAUUCGAGUACACAAAGAUGGCACAAUAUUAUAUUCUGUGCGUAUUUCAUUAGUUCUUUCAUGUCCAAUGCAUCUUCGAUAUUAUCCAAUGGAUGUUCAACAUUGUUUAAUUGAUUUAGCAUCAUAUGCUUAUACAACAGAUGAUAUCGAAUACUUUUGGAAAGUUGAAGCUCCAGUCCAAUUAAAACCCGGACUAUCAAAUUCAUUACCAAGUUUUCAAUUAACAAAUGUUUCAACGGGUUACUGUACCAGUAAAACAAAUACCGGCGUUUAUUCAUGUCUUCGAACAACUCUUCGUUUCCGCCGACAAUUUAGUUUCUACCUCUUACAAUUGUAUAUUCCUUCUUGUAUGCUGGUUAUUGUUUCAUGGGUAUCAUUUUGGAUUGAUAGAACAGCAGUUCCUGCUCGUGUUACUUUGGGAGUCACAACUCUUCUCACAAUGACAACACAAUCAUCUGGUAUGAAUGCUAAACUUCCACCAGUUGCUUAUAUUAAAGCAAUCGAUGUUUGGAUUGGUGCAUGUAUGACGUUUAUUUUCUGUGCGUUACUGGAAUUCGCUUGGGUAACUUAUAUUGCGAAUAAACAGGACGCAAAGAAAAGUUGGUUUCUUUUUUUUUUUGAAAAUAUUAUGUAUUAGCUUCAAUUUUCAUUUUAUUCAGAAGCACGUCUGGAUCGUGAGAAAGCGGAAGUCCCAUUUAUGCCUCCAGCACAUAACGAUGUAUGCAAAAACUUCUUCUUUAUUUAAAAUAGAGAAAAUUUGCAGGUUUGGGUUCCGCGAGAAGUUGCAGAACAAGAGAGGGAAGUUAUGACAGUUAGGUUAAAUCGAAGGCAGCGAAUGGGAAUUUGGAGGUGGAUUCGGACGAAAACAGAAUGGGAUGAUAAAGCAAAGCGGGCGGAUUUAGUAUCAAGUUAGUUUUUCGGUCUUAGAAAAAGCUUUACUUGAUUUUCUUACAGGAAUAAUGUUCCCAGUGCUAUUUCUGACAUUUAAUAUCAGUUAUUGGACACAUUAUGGGCAAUAUGGAAUCGAUAUCGAGCAAUUCUAA
Molecule: messenger RNA, 5724 nt
Organism: Caenorhabditis angaria
Lineage: Eukaryota; Metazoa; Nematoda; Chromadorea; Rhabditida; Rhabditidae
Source: the annotation of a GenBank genome assembly